Molecule: messenger RNA, 1953 nt
Organism: Macrosiphum euphorbiae (potato aphid)
Lineage: Eukaryota; Metazoa; Arthropoda; Insecta; Hemiptera; Aphididae
Source: the annotation of a GenBank genome assembly
AUGGAAAUCGGAGAUCUUUCGCCGGAACAAGAACGGGCCGUAGACGAAUUCAUCCAUACUAUCAAUCGUAUGCAUAAAUCACAAAACAAACCGCCAAUAGCCAGGUCUUCUGCUUUCAAGUUUUUGGUGGCAAGGAAAUUUGAUGUUGCCAAAGCUGUUCUGUUACAUAAGCAGCAUGAAGAAACCAGACUGCGCGAGGGUCUGUUCGGGUUUAAUUGUGCUGUUGAACCAUUAAAAAGUGAAAUUAAAACUCAGAAAUUUACAAUUUUGCCAACAAGAGAUUCAACAGGUGCUGCUAUAGCUGUUUUUACAGCACGUUAUCAUGUGCCACAAUUUUCUUCUCAUCAAACUACUUUGCAGGGUAUUGUAUACCAACUGGAUAUAGCUCUUGAAAAUGUCAAGACUCAAAAAUGUGGGUUGGUAUUCAUUUACGACAUGUCUGAUUCCAAGUAUUCAAAUUUUGAUUAUGAUUUGAGUCAAAAAAUCUUAACUUUACUCAAAGGUGGUUAUCCGGCCAAACUGAAGAAAGUUCUGAUCGUCACAGCGCCGCUGUGGUUCAAAGCCCCGUUUAAAAUACUCAGGCUGUUCGUGAGAGAAAAGUUGAGGGAUCGUGUGUUCACGAUCACCUUGCCCCAGUUGCUCCAACAUAUACCCAGGGAAUCGCUGCCAAGGCAUUUGGGCGGUACGUUUGACGUCGAACACGAUAAAUGGUUGUCAUACUGCUUGAACUACAUGACGAACAGUGAUAAAUAUGGAAGUUCGGCUAUGUCCGACCACAUAUGCAAUUCGAACAGCGCGAAAAGGGACUCCGGGCCAGAGACCAAAACGAACAAUCUGUUGAAAGAGAACAACGUCGUGAACGAAGAAAGCGCCAUCGUCCAUGACAACUUGUUGUCGGGGUGGACAUGCAACACGACAAAUUCGAGAGAAGAGAUUUCUCCGAUGCCUCCGUCGUCGGUCAGUAGCGGGUUUUCGGACGACGACAGUUUGCGUUGCGAUUCUAGUCAAAGUUUAACUAUUAGUCAAUUUGUCGAAUACGUGUUGAAAAAGAAGAGGGCUGGUCUCAUCAGGGAAUACGAAGAGAUAAAGACCCGUUCUUCCGACGGUACAUUCACCGUUGCCAAGGCCCGACCCAAUCUGCUGAAGAACCGGUACACGGAUGUGCUUUGCUACGAUCACACCAGGGUGAUGUUGGCGGAGUCGGACAAAGACCCGAUGUCCGAUUACAUACACGCCAACUUCGUAGAUGGUUACAAACAGAAGAACGCGUUCAUCUCCACCCAGGGCCCGCUGCCGCAUACGUGCGCCGACUUUUGGCGCAUGGUCUGGGAACAGCAAGUGCUAGUCAUCGUCAUGACCACCAAGGUGUUCGAGUGUGGCAAGAUCAAAUGCGAACAGUACUGGCCACCUGACGAGACGUCCGACGACCAGACGUACCAAAACUACAAGGUGUCUACCACGUCGGUCAGUCAGUUCGACAACUACGCCGUCACGCGAUUGGAACUGACCAAUACUAACACCAACGAGGUCAGGCAAGUGUCUCAUUUCCGUUUCAACUCUUGGCCGGAUUUCGGCGUGCCACACAGCGCUGUCGCCAUGUUGGAUUUCCUCGGUAAGGUCCGGAAAUGUCAAUCGUCCAUGUUACAAGACCUUGGUGACAAAUGGGCCGGACACCAGCGGGGGCCUCCGAUAAUCGUCCACUGUUCGGCGGGCAUCGGACGAACAGGAACGUUCUGCACCCUGGACGUGUGCAUCAACCGCCUGGAAGAGACCAGCACCGUGGACAUCAAAGGUGCGGUGGAAAAGAUCCGAUCGCAGCGGGCCUAUUCCAUCCAAACGCCCGAGCAGUACGUGUUCUGCCAUUUGGCGUUGAUCGAAUACGCGUCGGCCAGAGGUUUCCUGUGCUCGCCGCCGGACCUCAGCGACCUGAAGCCCCUCGAAGAUUCGGACUAA